Messenger RNA from Rhineura floridana, 409 nucleotides. Its product is annotated as metallothionein A. The transcript has 3 exons. NCBI's taxonomy places the organism in Eukaryota, Metazoa, Chordata, Lepidosauria, Squamata, Rhineuridae. Bases 79 to 270 code for a protein of 63 amino acids. Gene Ontology annotation, molecular function: metal ion binding. The record is from RefSeq and is a predicted model, not a curated record.
AGGCAGCCCUCGAGCUACAGGUUUGCUCUCGUCUCGCUGCGUGUCUUGAUCGCUACUGGAAGCCUUGCUGCAACCGCGAUGGAUCCUCAGGAUUGCACCUGCGCCACUGGGGGCUCUUGUUCCUGUGCUGGUUCCUGCAAAUGCAAAAAUUGCAAAUGUACUUCUUGCAAAAAAAGCUGCUGCUCCUGUUGCCCGGCUGGCUGCAACAACUGCGCCAAGGGCUGUGUCUGCAAAGAGCCGUUGUCGAAUAAAUGCAGCUGCUGCGGCUAAAAAUGCCGUUUUCUUUUCUUGGUGUAAAUAGUCUAUGAUUUAAAAAAAGACAAUUUUCAUAUUCUGUAACUGAUUUUUCAUGCAGAUAAAAAAGAAAAAUGUUAUCUUCAGAAAAAUAAAGUUUUUUUUAAUUUGACAA